Messenger RNA from Adineta ricciae, 288 nucleotides. The record is from the annotation of a GenBank genome assembly. NCBI's taxonomy places the organism in Eukaryota, Metazoa, Rotifera, Eurotatoria, Adinetida, Adinetidae.
AUGUACGGCACAGGCAUGAAUCCCCGUAUGAUGAACCAUUAUUUGAGAGUGGCACAUGAAAUGAAUAAUUAUGUUGCUUCGUCAGCACAUAACUAUUAUCGAACUCAAACCUAUUCGUUUCUUCGCGAUCGGCGCAACUUCCUAACAGCAUAUCAACCACAAACAUUGAUGACUGCUGGCGUCGGUAACAUGCUUGCCUAUGGUUUAUAUGCACUUCGAAUGCCUCAAUCAGUAGUGAACUUUGGCUAUAGACUUGGCUAUAUGAUGGAUACACAUGCGGUCUAUUAA